AUGAUUGAACACCUGCAGCAUAUGAAGAAGGUAUUUUCCAUUCUCUCGACAAAUUCCUUUCAUAUUAAUGCCAAAAAAUGCAGAUUUGGAGAAAGCAAACUAGAGUAUUUGGGUCAUUGGGUAUCGACAGAAGGAGUAGAAGUCGAUAAGGAGAAGAUAUCUGCCAUGACUAAUUGGCCAAUUCCUAGAAAUCUUAAGAAACUCCGUGGGUUCCUAAGGCUCACUAGAUAUUAUAGAAAAUUUAUUGCCAACUAUGCUUCAAUUGUCUGGCCACUAACACAAUUACUAAGAAAAUAUGCAUUGUAUUGGUUAGGAGAAGCACAAGUAACCUUCUCGACCCUUAAACAAGUAAUGACUAUGGCUCUAGUAUUAGCAUUACCAAAUUUUUCAGACGAAUUUAUCAUGGAAACUGAUUCUUUUGGAUUAGGUGUUGGGGCUGUUCUCAUGUAA
Molecule: messenger RNA, 450 nt
Organism: Spirodela intermedia
Lineage: Eukaryota; Viridiplantae; Streptophyta; Magnoliopsida; Alismatales; Araceae
Source: the annotation of a GenBank genome assembly